This is a messenger RNA of Symbiodinium natans, 750 nucleotides long. Lineage: Eukaryota; Dinophyceae; Suessiales; Symbiodiniaceae. The record is from the annotation of a GenBank genome assembly.
AUGCCCUUCUUUCAAGUUGCGUGGGCUCUCUGGGUUACUGAGUCCCAGCCAGACUGGAGCCACGCCCACGCGCUCCACGCGCUCGCGCACUGCCUGCUGGCCGCGGCGGGGGCGCUGGGACGCAGCCUGGAGGGCGCUGGCCAAACCGGGCUGAACGACUACGACUUCUUCCACAGCAACGCAGCGGCUGCACGGAUGGGCCCGUGCACCACCCAGGGAGGUCCAUGCAUGGAGAGCAACACGGCGCGCGCCAUCGCGGCCCUCGAUGAGAACGACAUCCCUGCGCUUGCGGAGGCUCUAGCCGCCUGGGUGGAGGACCCCCGGGAAGAAGAUUUGCCUUGGCUCCAAGAGAGUGUGGGUCCAGUGGCCAAGAGGGUCCUGAGUGCCUGUCAAGAAGGAAUGCUGGGAUGCGCGUGGCGCAGCAGUGAUGAAGGCCGUGGUAGCCCCCACUGCCUGCUGGGCGCCGGUGGAGCGGUGCAGGACAAGGAUUUGAACGCGCUGCGCAAGGCGGCGGCCACUCUACGGCAGGCCUCACAGGCACACCGCGCCUCACCACCCUGCCCUGGUGCCACGCCGACCGCGCCGGCGGCGUUCACAUUCCGGCGGAGCAUCCUGGUCUACCCAGAGGAGAUGAUGUUUUUCAUGGUGAGGUGCGGCGAGCAAAAGGGCGUGCUGCAGACUGUGUCCCCCCCGCUGGCGGAGUCGUGCAUUCCGGUCGCAGCUGCUUGGCGGAAGUGCUUCGGGGUGUAG